GCUCGCAGGGGCCCGGAGCAGCGGGGAGCGCCCGGCCCCGGCCGCCCAGCCCGGGAGCAGGCGCUGGCCGCGUAGGGGAAGCAGCAUCUCGGCAGAGACCGGCGCUAGGAUGGUUCCCCCACCGCCCGUCAACAAGCCCCAUGUCUGCCUCUCCACCAUCCUCAUCAUGAGCAGCUUGGUGCUGAUGGAUGCUUACCUGGUGGAGCAGAACCAGGGCUCCCGGAAACUGGGCAUCUGCCUCAUGGUCUCGGUGGGUGACCUCUGCUUCCUGCUGGUGCUCCGGUACAUGGCGGUCUGGGUCGGGGCCGAGGUGAGGACAGCCAAGCGCGGCUACGCCAUGAUCCUUUGGUUCCUUUACGUCUUUGUGUUGGAGAUCAAGGUCUACUUUGUCUACCAGAACUACAAGGCUGACCGGAAGACCCUGGACCUUCUGGCUCGCAAAGCCCUGACCCUGCUGUUGUCUGUCUGCAUCCCAGCCCUCUAUGUGCUGCUGGUAGCCACUGAGCAUAUGGACUACGUCCGGACCUUCAAGAAGAAGGAGGACCUCCGCAACCGCCUCUUCUGGGUCAUCAUUGACAUGCUGGACGUGCUGGACAUCCAGGCCAACCUGUGGGAGCCCCAGAAGAAAGGGCUGCCCCUCUGGGCCGAGGGCCUCAUGUUCUUCUACUGCUACAUUUUGCUCUUGACUCUCCCUUGCGUGUCCCUGUGCGAGAUCAGCAUGCAAGGGUUCAGCAUCGUCCCGCACCGGAUGAUGCUCUACCCUAUACUGAGCCUGCUCACUGUCAACAUCGCCACCCUCUUCAUCAGGGGGAGCAACAUGGUCUUCUUCAGGGACGCCCGGGUCUCGGGCAUCUUCAUGGGCAAGAACGUGCUGGCCGUCGCGCUGAAGCUCUGUAUGUUUGUGCAGUACCGGAAGCAGCUGCGCAACAUGCCAGCAGGGCUCAGCGCUGAGCCCCAGCACAGCUCCACACCCCAGCCCCAGCCUGCCCUGCAGCUGCUGAAAUCCCAGAACCAGACGCCCGGCCCCAAGGCUCUGGGCCAGGGGAACACGUGACCUGAGGCGGGCACCGCAGACUGGAGCCUAACAAUGGCAGAGUACUGGCACCUGCCAAGUUCCCGCCCAGGGCUGGUUCCUCCAGGCAGUCUGUGAGCGACCCCUCCUUGCUUUGCACGGACAAACUGACUAGCCACGUCCUCACUGAGCACGGGGCUGGGGAACGGUCACUUACGGGGCAGCAUGGCAUAGAACAGGGCCUUGGCACCAUAGCCAAUGGCAGCCAGCCCCCAAGGCCAACUUGCGGGCCUUGUGGAGAGGCUGCCGAAGGGGAACAGGCAGUGCCAGGCAACAGGGUUGCUUCCCUGUAUUCCUUCAAUUGCAAGGGUGUCGCGGCGCGAUGGCUCUGUGGUGGGCCUGCUGGGAAUGUCCCGGGGGGACACAAUCUUCAUGCACUCCCUGCACAGUCUAACGGUGCCAAAGGGGGCACCCGUUCUGCCCUCGAUUGUUUCUGCUGGGCCCCUCCCUCUGCGUGCCCACACGUUCCGCCGCCCCCCUCCCACACACACACACACACAUCGCUGCCUGUUUCCUCCUCGGGAGUGCAGGAUUCCCCAGGGGAGUGGUGCCGGUACCGACCAGCUCCCAGCCCCAAGACGUCCAAUGGGACUCACUGCCUCGUGGGCCUUCUUCAUGAGCAUCUUCCUUUUUCCAAUAAAUGAGAGUCCAAGCCCUGCA
This is a messenger RNA of Caretta caretta (loggerhead turtle), 1732 nucleotides long. Its product is annotated as transmembrane protein 121-like. The record is from RefSeq and is a predicted model, not a curated record. NCBI's taxonomy places the organism in Eukaryota, Metazoa, Chordata, Testudines, Cheloniidae.